AUGCCCAGUUUGGAACAUCGCAACACGUCCACUGCUGCCAUUGACAACCAAAACAACUCAACAUCCACACCCCAUAAACCAACAUGCAAAGCCGAUCUUAAACCGCCCAUCAACAUGCGCGAUGGUGUAUUGGCCAUUCUUUUAUUUGCUCUGGCAUUUCCUACUCGCAUGCAAAACCUUGACAGCCCAUCCCAAGUCGUCUUCGAUGAAGUCCAUUUUGGCACGUUUGCAAAUCACUAUAUUCGAGAACGAUUCUUUUUCGAUGUGCAUCCACCUUUGGCAAAGAUAUUGAUUGCGCUCGCAGGUCGAGUAGCCGGCUAUCAAGGCGACUUUGAUUUUAGUCGAAUUGGCAAUUAUUACUCCGCAGGCCAUGUUCCCUACGUUGCCAUGCGUGCACAAGGCGCUUUAUUAGGCACAUUACUGGUACCCAUUGCCUAUUUUACCUUGCGAUUUGGUGGUCAUUCCAUUUAUGCAUCUGCAUUUGCAGCUCUGGCGGUGUGUUAUGAAAACAGCCUGGUGACCAACAGUCGUCUGAUCUUGCUUGAUGUCUACCUCUUGUUCUUUAUUGCAAUGACGAUUCUAUGCUGGAACAGGUUCUUUUAUCACCGUUCAAGACCUUUUCGGUUAGCAUGGUGGCUCUGGCUUGCAUUGACAGGUGUCAAUCUUGGAUUCACUGUGAGCUGUAAAUGGGUUGGUUUGUUUACCAUUGCAACGAUUGGUUUAUCGACGGUGAUGGAUCUCUGGAGAAUACUAGGCGAUUUACAAGUAUCCAAGAAAGCAUUGGGUGGUCACUUUGCGGCUAGGAUCCUUUGUUUGAUAUUGCUCCCACUCUCCAUCUAUAUCAGCGUAUUCUAUGUUCAUCUAAGGAUGCUCCCACAUUCGGGCGAUGGUGAUGUACACAUGUCAGCAGCUUUUCAACAUUCACUCGCAGGCAACGAGAUACCCGAUUCUCCUAUUGAUGUCGCGUAUGGUUCCAAGAUUACUUUACGUCACCUAUCAACCAACGGAGGCUAUUUACAUUCCCACCCAUCUGCAUAUCAAACAGGAAGCAAACAACAACAAAUCACGCUUUAUCCCUAUCGAGAUGAGAACAAUUGGUGGACCAUCCGCAAGUUGAACAGCACAUUGGAUGCCCAGAAUGAACCUGCUGAUAAACUAGGCAAGGAUAAUGCGACUUGGCUUCAAUGGGUGCGUCAUGGAGAUAUCAUUCGACUCGAACAUGUUGCUACAAGUCCACGUAAACUGCAUAGCCACGAUGAAUCAGCACCCAUGACCGAUGUCGAGUACCAUAAGGAAGUGAGUGGCUAUGGAUUUCCCAACUUUGAAGGUGAUGCCAAUGAUUGGUGGCGAGUCGAGAUCGUAGACGAGCCCAAGGAACGACUUGAAACCUUACGCACACGUUUUCGACUCGUGCACAUGUUACAGUCUUGCGCUCUAUUUUCGCAUGAAGUCCAGUUACCGGAUUGGGGUUUUGGUCAGCAAGAAGUGACAUGCAUGCAACAAAGUAAAAAGCCAAAGACCAUGUGGAUGAUCGAAGAGACAAGGAAUGACUUGCUGCCUGAUGACACGCGCAUGGUCAACUAUUUGGUUCCUGGCUUCUGGGGGAAAUUUAUCGAGCUGCAUAAAGUCAUGUGGAAAGUCAAUGAAGGUCUUACUCAGUCUCAUCCUUAUCAAUCACGCCCAUCCGCAUGGCCUAUGCUUCGACGUGGUAUCUCAUUUUGGGCGAACCAAGGCAAGCAUAUUUAUUUCCUCGGCAAUCCGAUCGUUUAUUGGAUGACCACUGUGGCCGUUUUCAACUUUUUGAUCCUGUGGGUUUUCUUCCAAGUACGUGCGAAAUUGGGAUACACCGAUGACUAUAAAGGGCGUCGUGCAUUCUUUGAGCAUUCAGCAGGGUUUUAUUUGAUGGCAUGGACACUUCAUUAUCUACCUUUCUAUUUGAUGAACCGACAAUUGUUUCUCCAUCAUUAUCUACCAGCCUUGUAUUUUGCUAUACUUGUUCUUGCCACGGCUAUCGAUCUAGCAAUAGCACGAGCGACACCACGUAGACGUCUCAUAUCUGUGCUCUUACUCUCCCUUGGUGUUAUGGCUAUCUUUUACCAAUUUGACGCAUUGACUUAUGGCAAGGAUUGGACACGUGAAGCCUGUGAGCAACAACAAUGGCUACCUAGUUGGCAAUUUGAUUGUGGAAGUUAUCAAAGCCAAAUGGCAACAGCGCUCCCAGGCAAAAAAGUAGUACUUGAUGAGCAUGGAUCCAUUAUUGGAGAUGAAGCAAUGGCCGAAUCUCUCUUGUCAAAUCAAAGCAUUUCAUAUGAUCAUUACUCCACUCAAAGAUCGGCGAAUACUGCGCCACAGGAACACUUCUUGCAUGGCUAA
Molecule: messenger RNA, 2373 nt
Organism: Lichtheimia ornata
Lineage: Eukaryota; Fungi; Mucoromycota; Mucoromycetes; Mucorales; Lichtheimiaceae
Exons: 13
Coding region: 1-2373 (790 amino acids)
Biological process (GO): protein O-linked glycosylation via mannose
Cellular component (GO): endoplasmic reticulum; membrane
Molecular function (GO): dolichyl-phosphate-mannose-protein mannosyltransferase activity
Source: RefSeq, a predicted model, not a curated record